This is a messenger RNA of Trematosphaeria pertusa, 739 nucleotides long. RefSeq lists its product as uncharacterized. The coding region runs from base 157 to 552 and encodes 131 amino acids. The transcript has 3 exons. The record is from RefSeq and is a predicted model, not a curated record. Lineage: Eukaryota; Fungi; Ascomycota; Dothideomycetes; Pleosporales; Trematosphaeriaceae.
CUAUCUAAUAGCUCAAGGAGAGACUCUUAUGCGAUACACUGUCUUAGUGGAGCUGCCAUCAUCUGCUUUGCAUUCAAUGCGAUGAGAAUGAAGUGGGCGGAUUGGUACAGCGACCAUCCCGUCUGGGCGGGAGAGCUGCUCUAUUAGGCCUCGCUGAUGGGCGCUCUGUCGUCUCUGUUGCCAGACGACUACUUAAAGAAUCCCAAUACCCAUCUCCGCAAUUCCGGACUUGCAGUGUCCUACUUUUCGCAUGGUCUCGCCGCAAUAGUCAUAUACGUCUUCUUCUGGACUGAGCAAACCGGCUAUGUCACUAUCUACGUCAUCUUCUCAAUUCUUCAAGGCUUUUUUGAUCGAAUUGCUAUGGCAUGCAUGAAGUAUAUGUGCCUGAAGGACGGUGCCCCAUCUGCGCAAUUAAAUGGUUUGACGUAUGCUGAGGCUUGUGAGAAUCACAGCUAUUCCAGCCAGGAAGACGGUUGUCUCGGUCCGGAAGAGUUGGACAGGGAAAAGCGCAACAGUAUGGUAGGGCGAGUCGGAGUGACCUCGGAAAAGUGAAGCUGCAUCGAGGGCUGUAAUCCUUCGCCGAACUGGCCUUGGGGCGGGCAUAUACAAAAAAAAACCCCACGGAGUCAGACCUUUCAUGUCAAGUGGAAGUUAAAUCAUCCCAAGUCACCUCGAUCGUUGUUCGGCGAAAUCUUGUUCCGCCCGGUCGUUCUUUCCUCCACGUCCACAACACCCCACU